AUGAGCCAGACACUUGGCAACCUGUCAGCUCCCAAUGGCACAAGCUCUGAUCCAGCCAUGUUCUUCCUGACGGGCAUCUCAGGGCUGGAAGCUCUGCACCUCUGGAUCUCCAUCCCCUUCUGCUCAAUGUACAUUGUGGCCCUUCUAGGAAACUGCAUCCUCCUGUGCGUUAUCAAGACAGAGCCCUCCCUACACAAGCCCAUGUUCUAUUUUCUCGCCAUGCUGGCCGUGAUCAAUCUGGUUUUAUCCACAACCACCAUGCCGAAAAUACUGAGCAUCUUCUGGUUUAAUUCCAGGGAGAUCAGCUUUAAUGCCUGCCUGGUGCAGAUGUUUUUCCUUCACUCGAUGUCCAUGACGGAGUCUGCUCUACUGCUGGCCAUGGCCUUCGACAGGUACGUGGCCAUCUGCAACCCCCUGAGAUACGUCAUCAUCCUGACCAAUUCAGUGAUAGCAAAGAUCGGGCUGGCAGCUUUGUCCCGGGCUGUUCUGCUAGUGAUCCCCCUGCCCUUGCACCUCAGAAGGCUGCCCUACUGCGGGUCCCACGUCAUCUCCCAUUGCUACUGUGAGCACAUGGCCGUGGUGAAGCUGGCCUGUGCCGACACCGGGUUCAAUAACAUCUAUGGGAUCAUCAUAACUUACUUCAUUGUGGGGCUGGAUCUGAUGUUCAUCUCCCUAUCGUAUGUCAAGAUCCUAAGGGCUGUCUUAAGCCUGGCAUCCAAAGAAGAGCAGCUCAAGGCUUUCAGCACCUGUGGCUCUCACCUUUGCGCCAUCUUAGUUGUCUACACACCAGUGGUCCUCACCUCAACAAUACACAGGUUCGGGUGCCAUGUCACUCCACACAUACAUAUCCUGCUGGCCAAUUUCUACCUCCUCUUUCCUCCCAUGAUGAACCCCAUUGUAUACGGUGUGAAAACCAAACAGAUUCGUGACAGGGUGCUUCUCUUGGUCCGAGGGAAAAGCUUCUAG
Molecule: messenger RNA, 966 nt
Organism: Gopherus flavomarginatus (Mexican gopher tortoise)
Lineage: Eukaryota; Metazoa; Chordata; Testudines; Testudinidae
Product: olfactory receptor 52K1-like
Exons: 2
Coding region: 1-966 (321 amino acids)
Biological process (GO): G protein-coupled receptor signaling pathway
Cellular component (GO): membrane
Molecular function (GO): olfactory receptor activity; G protein-coupled receptor activity
Source: RefSeq, a predicted model, not a curated record